Quercus lobata is the source of this 1941-nucleotide messenger RNA. Its product is annotated as protein FORGETTER 1-like. Bases 16 to 1545 code for a protein of 509 amino acids. Gene Ontology annotation, biological process: regulation of DNA-templated transcription. Gene Ontology annotation, cellular component: nucleus. Lineage: Eukaryota; Viridiplantae; Streptophyta; Magnoliopsida; Fagales; Fagaceae. The record is from RefSeq and is a predicted model, not a curated record. The transcript has 15 exons. Gene Ontology annotation, molecular function: histone binding; chromatin DNA binding.
UUAUCCUUGUUGACCAUGCAUGUAACUUUUAUGCAGCUUGGAGGGCCUGAAAAAGUGUCAGAAAUUACAGGGAGGCGAGGCAUGCUUGUAAGGGCUGCUAGUGGAAAAGGUGUAACUUACCAAGCACGGAACACAAAAGAUGUCACAAUGGAGAUGGUCAACAUGCAUGAGAAGCAGCUCUUCAUGGAUGGUAAGAAAUUGGUUGCCAUCAUUUCUGAAGCGGGGUCGGCUGGUGUUUCUUUGCAGGCAGAUAGAAGAGCCACAAAUCAGAAAAGAAGGGUGCAUUUGACACUAGAACUUCCAUGGAGUGCUGACCGAGCAAUUCAACAGUUUGGAAGAACUCAUCGGUCAAAUCAAGCCUCAGCGCCUGAGUACAGGCUACUCUUCACUAAUCUAGGCGGAGAGCGCAGAUUUGCAUCAAUUGUUGCCAAGAGAUUAGCAUCCCUUGGUGCUUUAACACAGGGAGACCGCAGGGCAGGGCCAUCUUUGAGUGCUUAUAAUUAUGAUAGUGCUUAUGGAAAGAGGGCCCUUGUGGUGAUGUAUAAAGGAAUAAUGGAGCAGGAUUCUCUGCCAGUUGUACCUCCUGGAUGUUCAUCGGAAAAACUAGAGACAAUCCAAGAUUUCAUUGUGAAGGCAAAAGCUGCUCUUGUGUCUGUUGGAAUAGUUAGGGACACAGUUCUUGCUAAUGGAAAAGAUUCUGGAAAGUUGUCUGGCCGUAUUGUUGACUCAGACAUGCAUGACGUUGGACGUUUCCUUAACCGGAUUUUAGGCUUGCCCCCUGAUAUUCAAAACAGGCUGUUUGAGUUAUUCAUCAGCAUCUUGGAUCUCCUUAUUCAGAAUGCACGCAUUGAAGGGAAUCUUGACUCAGGGAUUGUUGAUAUCAAAGCUAAUGUCAUUGAAUUGCAAGGAACUCCCAAGACUGUUCACGAGGAUCAAAUGUCUGGGGCAUCAACAGUGCUGUUUACUUUCACUCUUGAUCGUGGAGUCACGUGGGAGUCUGCAAGUACCAUGCUUGACGAGAAGCAAAAAGAUGGGCUUAGUUCAGCAAAUGAUGGGUUCUAUGAAUCUAGAAGGGAGUGGUUGGGGAGACGUCACUUCAUUUUGGCAUUUGAAAGUUCUGCUUCUGGAAUGUAUAAGAUAGUCCGUCCUGCUGUUGGGGAGUCAAUAAGGGAAAUGACCCUGUCAGAGCUUAAAAACAAGUACAGAAAAUUAUCAUCUUUAGAGAAAGCUCGUAGUGGUUGGGAAGAUGAAUAUGAAGUAUCAUCUAAACAGUGCAUGCAUGGCCCCAAUUGUAAGCUUGGUGACUACUGUCAAACUGGCAGAAGAAUACAGGAAGUAAAUGUAUUGGGUGGGAUCAUCCUUCCUGUUUGGGGCACUAUUGAGAAGGCCCUUUCUAAGCAGGCUCGCCAAAGCCACAAGCGGCUGCGUGUGGUGCGUAUAGAAACUACUGCAGACAAUCGCCGUAUAGUUGGGCUUCUUGUCCCCAAUGCAGCGGUUGAAUCAGUGCUUCAAGAAUUAGGAUGGGUACAAGAUAUUGACGAUUGAUAUGAACAGCUUUUUGCUCAAAGUGAUAGCUGUUUGUAUCCGUUAUCAUUCCUGCCAAGAUGCAACAUUUUUGAAGCAGGGAACGUAAAAUGUUUAAAGGAGCCCAUGCAAGGUUGUCACUGAAGAAGAGGAAAGAGGGGAAAGAAAAAGAAAAAGGCAUACUCUGCACCAUCCAAAGGCACUGUGCAGUCCCAUUCAUUGUGAUUUUUUUGAUUCUGGAAUCUGGCUCCAAUUUUUUUGUGAUAUAAUUUUGUAUAUUGUCAACAUUAUCACGAAAGGUGAAAGACGAUAGGUUACUAGGCUGUAUUGAUCAUAGUUCUGCUUGAACUAAUUUUGUAUCAAUAACCUUUCUGUUUUAAUUUAAAUAUUAGAUGAAAUAGAAAAUCCUUUUUGAAU